This is a messenger RNA of Megalobrama amblycephala (Wuchang bream), 970 nucleotides long. RefSeq names its product zinc finger BED domain-containing protein 4-like. Lineage: Eukaryota; Metazoa; Chordata; Actinopteri; Cypriniformes; Xenocyprididae. Gene Ontology annotation, molecular function: protein dimerization activity. The record is from RefSeq and is a predicted model, not a curated record. The coding region runs from base 216 to 920 and encodes 234 amino acids. The transcript has 2 exons.
GAAAAUGUACAACAGCAGAUGAAUUGUGCAGUGAUGAAGCUGAUCCAGGAAGUGGACAUGCGCUGGAACAGCUCCUCUUGAUGCUGCAGCGCUUAUAUGAUGAGAGGCAGACAGUGGGAGCAGCUCUGGCAUCGCUCAGAACAGAAGUUAAUCCUCUCUCUUCUGACGAUUAAGAAACAGUAGCUGCUUGUCUACAAGUGCUGAAACUAUUUUACAUGGCAACAGUGGAAAUGUCCCAGCAGAAGAGAGUGUUGGGGUCAAUGGUCAUUCCACUGAUAAAAAUGUUGCUUCACACAACUCGGGAAUUACUGAUCAAUACCAACAACGUGACCGCAAAACUGUUGGGACAGAACAUGUCUACAACCCUCCUGAAUAAAUUUGACACGCUUGAGAAUUCAACCGUCCUGUCGCUGUCCACACUGCUUGACCCGAGAUUUAAAUGCAUUGGUUUCUGCAGUCAAGACAAAGCACAAUAUGCAGUGCGACGACUGACUUCUGAAUGCGCAGCGCUGAUGAGGCACACACUGGACACACCUACAAAUCCAUCUACAUCAGCUCCACUUCAACCAGCAGCACCAAAUGUACAAAAUCCAUCCUCCACAGCUUUUAACCUUUGGAAAAGCCUUGAUGAACAAGCAACUAUGGCAAGAACCCAGAGGAAUUCCACAGUAGAUGCUACUGUAGAGGUCCAGCGAUACAUGACGGACCCUACCUUGGAAAGAUCUGAAGAUCCUCUGACCUACUGGAAUGAACACAAAAAUAUCUAUCCAAAUUUGUUUAGGCUAGCAAAGCAAUACUUUUGCACACCGGCCUCAUCAGUGCCAUGUGAACGUGUGUUUUUGAAAGCUGGAGAAAUUGUCAGCAAAAAAAUAGAAACAGACUCAGUCCAAAAACAGUGGAAAAAUAUUGUUUCUAAAUAAAAAUCUUUAAAUCUCCAUCCCAUGUACAUAAUCACUCCCUGCCCUAGUUA